AUGUCCAGCUACUCAACGCCAGUGGGGUCUUGCGCAAAGGCAGAUAAGUUCUCGCCACCGCACAACAGCGGCGACAUCUGGGCCAAGUCGAAACUCAAGGUGUCGUUGGGGGCCAGCAGCGGCUGUGUCGGGCAAAACGUACCACUCACAUCGACCCCUCGCGUUCAAUGCGAGGGCACUGACGCGGGGAAUGUAGAAGUGGCGGCACCACGGACAACUCGCAAGACCUGGUUUUACAUCGUCUCCAUUCUCAAUCAGUUCCAGCUCGCUCAAGUGGGCAUCCCACUCGCUGUGGAAGGUGAAGCGCCAUCCCAAUGCCCCGACAGCCCGUGCCAUGCGACAACGUUCUACUUGAGUCGGUGGUUCGGGUCGCUCUUAGUCUCGGGGAUUCGAGUCAAGGAGCUUCGAGUGCAUUAUGAUGAAACGGUGUCUGUGAGCCUCGCCAAGACGUUCAACCUCUCGUGA
This is a messenger RNA of Aphanomyces invadans, 465 nucleotides long. RefSeq lists its product as hypothetical. The record is from RefSeq and is a predicted model, not a curated record. The transcript is spliced from 4 exons. Bases 1 to 465 code for a protein of 154 amino acids. Lineage: Eukaryota; Oomycota; Saprolegniomycetes; Saprolegniales; Verrucalvaceae.